AUGCAAAAUUCAUAUUCGGAGUGGCUUACGAAAACUUAUGUGAAAGAAAUGUCCAACACUCAUACCCUUCAAGCGCUAUCUUGGCGCAGAUUGUACCUCGCCAGAGCCAAACUCAAAGCUGCAAGUAGGACGUCAGCAUUGUUGUCAGGUUUUGCCAUGGUUGCUAUGGUAGAAGCACAAUUAGAUGACAAUAUCCCCAUAGGACUUUUGGUGACAUUCAGCGUCUGUACAACUCUCCUCGUUGCCGUCCAUCUAUUGGCUUUAAUGAUAAGCACGUGCAUUCUCCCGAACAUUGAAGCGGUCAGCAACGUCCAUAAUGUGACAGCCGUCAAUGAGUCACCACAUGAUAGAUUACAGAUAUAUAUUGAAUUAGCGUGGAUUUUUUCAACUGGUAUUGGAAUAUUACUUUUUCUCAUCCAGAUGGGUGUGUUGGCCUGGGUGCGAUUUUAUAAAUUUAGCAAUCAUGAGGCAUCGAUUGCCUCCACAGCGAUUAUAGUCCCAGCUAUAAUCAUAUUUAUCAUUUUUGCAAUUCAUUUUUACCGUCAGCUGAUUGCACAUAAGUAUGAAAGGUCACACAAAGGCCUUGAAGAGCUGGAAUCUAUGGCUAAUGAGCUGGAUGGGAAUGGAUUAGCCAGCAAUCCAAGAGAUCCAUUAUCACAAGGAAAUAUAGAAACUGUAUGAUGAAAG
Molecule: messenger RNA, 687 nt
Organism: Owenia fusiformis
Lineage: Eukaryota; Metazoa; Annelida; Polychaeta; Sabellida; Oweniidae
Source: the annotation of a GenBank genome assembly